UUAUGAUUCUCAGAUCGCUACAUGUAGGCGCUACUCUAUAGCCAUUCGGGCAUCGGCUUGCGGAGGAGCUUCUGUUUUCACACCCGAGGAGUCGCAACUCAAAGCGCAUAUAUGAUAGAAGGUCUAAGAGCUAUCGGGGUAAGACCUUAGCACCUUGACAAGUCUGACUACAUGGCUCAUGUCUCAAAUCCAUCGUCACCAUGUCUGAUAAGAAGCAUCCCCAACCUCCACACUCUCCCUUAACGGUAGCUUCAUCUGCUCCCAAGUCUCGCGAGGAAUCGAUUGCCUCAGCAUCUAUUGCCUCGGCAUCUAUUGCCCUUCACCAGAUCGACAAAGACCAACUCGCCCAGGCUCUUGACAAGAUACAUACCUCUUCUAAAGCACGAGAUGUCCUAACUACCUUUAACGACUUUGCGUCGCCGCCAGAAUCUAUAGCUACUGUAGAAACCAAGGGAAUUGGGAGCGAUCUCGUACAACAUGGCUUGAGUGGACUCUAUUCGCGGUUCAAAGAGGUUGUUGGAGUGAGUGGGAAGGACAAACCAGUAGCAACUGCAGGCAGCAAAGACAACUCCGAAUCGGUCGAUGGAGAUACUGCAUCGAAAAAGAGUUCUAGCACUACUGCCACAGGAACUAAGCCUUCAACCUCUUUGCCUAGAGCUGAUACGGGCACUACAAGUUUAACUUUCAGCUCAUCUCGAUCCGAUGCUAUGAAUUCAACAACAGCUUCUUCAAGCUCAGCUCAGGCUAGCGAAGGUCAAUCCCAGCAACCCCAAUCGACGAUAGCUUUGUCGGUUACUAAUUUGACCGGGGUUUCGACUUCUAAAUCCGCCUCGUCAAGUCGGCAAAGCAUUCCCAACAUGACAAAGGCAACUGCCGCCGUAGCGCCCGUACAUGUUAAUGCUUUCAAAGAGGCUUCCCGUAAUACGUCAGCCAAGAAUGAAGACGGUACAAGUAAAGGAAGUGGGAGAAGCAGUAUUAGCAAGCCUAACGAGGAACAGCCUAUUCAGGCCUCUGAGCUAUCGCCAGUUUAUGAUACGACGGGAAAUAGGCGUCCUUCUAACCUUGAUAAGAUUGCAAUCCCCACUCAUUCGAAGCGGGAGGAUGGGUUUAUUAUAGAUAGUCAUGCCGAUUCUCCUACUAGUCCCAUAAAGAGAUCUAGCGUUGUGCCACCUAUUUCUACAGCCCCUAACUCGACUUCCUCAGACUCUUACAUACAACCUCAGUCUACGAAGCUCUCUGCUAAGGACGCCGUUAGGAGGCCUGCUCUCAUUGAUCGAAUCAGUUAUUCUCGAAAUUCUGGCGAUCUUUCCAGGUCUUCUUCGUUAUCCAGGGGCACCACAGAACAUAGCCCAAUUAAUACAUCUGCUCAUAAUAAUAUUCAUCAUGGGUCAUUUUCACACAGUCCCGCCGCUCAACGGGUACGAUCUGGCGAAUAUAGAAUUCCAGGCACGACAACUGAUGAGGGUGCCCCCGAAAUUGUCAACGCAAAAUUAGCUUCUAUGCGCAAACAAGUCUUGAGUAAAGACUUCUGGAUGGCCGACGAAACUUGCAAGGAAUGUUUUUUAUGCGGUGCUCCAUUUACUGCUUUCCGUCGAAAGCACCAUUGUCGAACGUGCGGCUGCAUUUUUGACAGCGGAUGCACGUCUAUUAUAUCUGGCCAACGGUUUGGUGUUCAGGGGACACUCCGUGUAUGUAAGCCAUGUCUAAAUAUAAUUCUCCAGAGGCAAGACGGCGCUGCAUCUGACGACUCGGCCGAUGAUGCAUUUCUCCCAGCAAUAUUUCGCGGUACUCAACCUAAGCGAGGAUCUUCGCCUUUCUCAAGAGAUGAUCCUGAUGAUGCUAGUAUCUCUGAGAGAGCCGAUGACCUUGAAGAUGAUAAGAGGUCAUUGACUGCGCCUAUGAUGGCUAUUCCUGCUACCAGGCGCAUUGGCGAUUCCUCGAACCGCAGUUCUUCUGUGCUGGAAAUUGAUCUCCCACAACUUAGUAGACCAAGCUCGUCCAGGUCCUUGAAAUCUAAUACCUCGGGCAGACCGCAUUCUUUUGGUCAUCGACGCCACAAUUCGAAGCAUAAUCUAUGGAAUCGCCUUAAAGCAUCCCCCGAGCAGAGGGUACCAUUCCGAAAUCCUGCAACCGAAGAAGCAAGCAAGAAGACCGGACUGCAUGCAUUCCACGACGACAAUGUUAUUGAUCCAGAUUUAGCCCCAUUCAUGUCGGAUGAAUCUAGUGGCGAUGAACAGAUGAGCAUUGCGGGAGCUAUUGCUACAGCUGAUUUUCACCCGUCACCCGCAACGGAUCCUGAGAGGUCAAGUUUAGCCUACCUGAGCGCCGGAAGGAAACUCAGAAACAGAGCACAAACGGAUAAAAGCAUUAGUGGCUUAAGUUUCACUAGUCGCGGUUUAGACGAUUUUAAUCCACGAUCCUCCAGACGGCGAAAUAUGAGUAUUGCUAGUGGGCAUCACGUUCGCUCUCCUCGACCUAAAUCUUCUGCAAUGAGAGGUCCGACUGGAUCAAAUGAGACACUCCCGUUGUUCGACACCUCUGGGUCCGAACUGCCACGUCUCAUCCGAAGUUCCUCCAUGAAAGGAGAUAAGGAACCUCGAUUAGAACUUCACCCGGCGAGUUUAUCACACCUAAAAAAGCUGCUGCGGCAAUUACUGGAGGAUUCCGGUAUUCCAAAUGCAAAUGCCUGGGAAAAAGCUUUAGUGCCGAUCUUGUUGAAAUGCACUUCAUCCGUGGAUCCCGAUGUUGAUAGAGGAGACGAUAUCGAUAUCCGACACUAUGUCAAACUCAAGAAAAUCCCAGGAGGUAGGCCAAGUGACACCUGCUAUGUCCCUGGCGUGAUAUUUACGAAAAAGUUGGCAUUGAAGAGUAUGCCCCGUCGCAUGUCUUCGCCUCGUGUUGUCAUAGUGUCAUUUCCCAUUGAGUACCAGCGGCAUCAACAACAAUUUAUGAGCCUUCAACCUGUUAUUGAACAAGAAAGAGAAUUCCUCAAGCAAUUAGUAAAUAGGAUCAUAGCUCUUCGGCCUCAGUUAUUAUUAGCGGAGAAGAGUGUCUCGGGUCUGGCCUUGCAAUUUCUUUCAGACGCGAAGAUCUCCGUUGCCUACAACGUGAAGCCUUCCGUGCUCUCUGCUGUUUCAAGGUGUCUAGAGACUGAAAUUAUCUCUUCCGUAGAUAUGUUGGCGCUUCCUCCGCAUCAGUUCCAGACAGGCAAGAGUGCUGGUUACGAGGUGAAAACAUUUGUCAACGAGGACAUUCCAGGUGGAAAAAAGACAUACAUCUUCUUGUCUAGCUAUCAAGAAGACCUUGGUUGUACCAUUGCACUUCGAGGUGCAUCUACACCGAUCUUAGCGAAGCUCAAACAUAUAACCGAGUUUAUGGUGUAUGUGGUGUAUAAUCUCAAACUCGAAUCAUGCUUGAUGCGAGAUUCGUUCGUCAAGCUUCCCGCUGAUGAGGAAAUAUCGAGAGAUCUCUCCCAAACUACUGAUUGCAGUCAACCUUCACUAGAUGCAAAGGCUUUUGCAGAAGGCGACGCGCAGAAAACACCGCCUAAUACGAUUGAAGACGAGACGCCCGCAAGCCAAGAGGACCAUUCCUCUGAAAAAGCGACUGAAGAGCCAAUGAAUAGCGAUAUACCGCCUAGUCAACUUACCUCGAACCAAUCAACCGAACAAUCAAUUUCUCUACAUAAAACACACUCUGGAAUAGUCGAUGACGGUUCUGUUCCGGAUGAUAUUCCUAUGCCAACCUUCUAUAGUGAUAUGGUGGCCAAGUAUGAGACUAAAAUUCUCUCCGCCUCACCCUUUGUUAAAUUCCCGCAGCCAUAUCUGCUUAUGAAAGCUCGGGAACAGGAACGGAAAGUAAUUUACCUGAAACGGCUGCGUGAUCAAGAUGUGAUUGAAGAGCGCGCGGAUAGCGAGAAGUCGCAUGCUCCGAAGUUCCAGCUUAUCACGCCGGAAAUGGUUCUCAAAACUGACCAUAAAGCUCCCAAACAGGUUAUGGAAAUACUUCAUGCUGUACACGAUGCUGAAUACGACAAAGCUCUGUACAAUUACCAGACACAGGCUAGACAGUGGGAAAAUUACAUUCAGGGUAACAUCGGGCUCUUCGAACCCUACGCUCACCAAAACAUAGUUGUCCUACAUUCGGUCAUCUGCACGGAAAGUAAAAUCCCGUGCUUAGAACCAAAUUUAAUUGCACUGGGAUUUUACGAUGAGCGCGUCGAUAGAAGCAGUGGCAUGGAUCCUGAUUGCACUUUGGGUCAAUACAUUGAGGAUAUCUGCUAUGGCGCUGAUUCAGUCUGCGGGUUAAAUGGAUGCUACCGCAAAAUGUAUGGGCAUCACCGAUCAUAUGUGCACGGUGAAGGGCGGAUCACUAUAUUUAUUGACCAGGAUACCAAGGGCCGACAGGUACGUGAUGAUGGUAUUACGAUGUGGAGCUAUUGCAAGCACUGCAAGCGAGAAACCCGUGCGACUGAGAUGUCUAGAGGAACCUGGAAGUAUUCAUUUGGAAAAUUCCUUGAACUGUCAUUCUGGAUUAGAGGCACAACGCUUUUCAGAGAGGAGAAUGCUGGAGGGUGGAACUGUCCUCAUGACCUUUUUCGGGAUCACAUACGGUACUUUGGGUUAAACGACAAGGUCGUACGUGUCCACUAUGACCCAAUCGACCUUUUGGAGAUCAUUGUUCCUCGUGCCCGCAUCACUUGGAAUGUUGGGCAUGAUCUUAACAUGAAAAACGAAAUAUUCAUCAAUGCUCAAGACCGUUGGACACGGUUUACAGCAUCUGUCAAAGCUAGACUGAAAGCUAUUAAUACCGACAAUAUUAUUCCGGAAAAGGCCGAACCAUGUAAAGCAGAAAUGGAGCGGCUGUCGAAGAGAAUACAGGAUGACCACACCUCGCUUGUUCGAAAACUUCAGGAUAAAUACAUGGAAUCUAAAUACUAUGAGGUAAUUCCAUUCAACAUAGUUUUACGAGAGAUGCUUGUUAAGGUGGCUGAAUGGGAUGCGACAUUUGCGAAAUUCGAAGCCGAUUUUCUUCCUUCUGACAAAGAUAUUCGAAAGCUGACCAUGAUUCACUUCCGUAAAAUGUUUACGGAUGAAUCAAAAGAGCCUCUUACCAACAAUGAAGCCGUAAACGAGACCACUGAUACCACGGAAGAAACAACACAGACGAGCGCGUCUGAUAAUGACCCUAAGCAGGACACACAGCAAUCAGAAGGUACAAUAGAUACCUCCCAGCUUGACGUAAUCCAAGAAAAAAACCCCUUGGAUGUGCCACCGCAAAAAGAAACUCUGGAAAGGGUUGAGCCACUAGAUCUUGCCACGGUAAAAUUACCUGUGCCUGGAAAUUUCGUCCCAAGUCAACCUGAUAGUAGCGUCGAUAUCCCUGAAACAUCUGCAUCAACUAUCGCUGAUACAGUUUCACCAGUAUCUCCUGAGCUUGUGCCACGGUUGGCCACUGCCACAGUGCCACCUAUGUCACUAACCGAACAUGUUGAACAGCUUCGUCGGCGCCAGCAGUCGUCAGUAUCCGAAAACACGGUUACAGCAAGGAAUGAGCAACCAAGGAAUGCUAUAGAAUCUCAAAAGGCGGCACCAGAGCGUACGUCUUCUCGUAGGAUGGGAUUGAACGUCUCGCCACCUAUGGUACGCGCCAUUUCACACCCCGCAAACAGUAUCCCAACCUUGCCUCGCCUACAUUCUGGAGUAGGCAAGAAGAUGUUUGGUUCCAACAAAGAUAAAGACAAAGAUAAGGGGCAUUUAACAGAAGUUCCGGGUGGAAACGAGUUGCGAAAGACUCCAACCAGCGAAUCGACUAAAAGUGAGAAGAAGCUGUUUAGUAGUCUUCGGCCACACCGCAAAGGCAACCAGUCGUCCAUUCCCCGUUUCGUUGGGAAGAAAGACUCUAGGGUGUCUACCAUUCGUAAACAUUUUGAGCAACUUAGUCGGGAAUUCGAGAAGGAACGCGAGAAAGAUCGCGAAAAAAGGAAACAGAGAAUGUCUCAUUCUAGGCCUUCCCUCCAGCAUUCCACGACUAAAGCUAUAGUUGAGGUUUACGAGGACGUGGAUGAGGCCGUGCAGGAACCUGGUCAUGCCGAAGAUGAGCAUGUCACCAUCCCAGCACAGGACGAUCCUAAAACAAGCAAUAAAUUAGGAAGGGAUGACACGCAGCCAGACGCCGAGGCGGCCAAGGCGUCGGCGGAAAACAUACAACUGCUUCAGGACGGGCGUCAACGUCAAGGCGAAGUUGCUAAUGAAGGCGGAGUGGACGAUCAGGUGCACAACAACAGCUUGGGAGCCACAGACGACGAGCAAGGGGAGAGUGACACGGAGCACUCGUUGAUCGACGGUAAGACGCUUGAAGAGAUCGCCAAGUCAUUUGACUCCAGUGCGGAAAUUCCGAUGGAACUUCCCAAGCAAGACAAGAAUAACUUCAUGAAGGUGCUUACCACGUUUUGGAACGAGCGCUCAGCUAGCCAAUGGCCUCCUUUUGACUACCCCUUAAAUGCGACUGAUCAUAUCUUUAUCGAUUCCGAUAUCAUUGUUCGUGAAGACGAACCAAGCUCACUGAUUGCGUUCGCUCUGAGCUCUGAAGAUUAUAAAGAGAAACUGCGCACAUUUUACCGCAAGAAGGGUAACGAGAGCGGAGCAGUUUCAGCUGGAACAGAUACAGAGGAUGAUGCACACUCUGGAGUAUACUCGGAUAUUGGCGAAGUUAUUACUGAAAGCCAACUCGAAACUAAACUCGUGCAUACUACCAGUUCCCAUUAUAAGUACCAGUUUACUGAAGGAACAGCAAAAAUGCUGGUUAAAAUAUUUUACGCCGAGCAAUUCGACGCCUUGCGACGGAAAUGCGGCGUUGCUGACAGAAUCAUCGAAUCUCUAUCUCGAUGUCUUCCAUGGGAUUCCAAAGGCGGUAAGACGAAGUCGGUUUUCUUGAAAACCUACGACGACCGGUUAGUAAUGAAGGCCUUGUCGCCUGUGGAGACAGCUGCAUUCCUAAAAUUCGCACCAGCGUAUUUCAGUUUGAUGUACGAGGCGCUUUUCCACGAUCUCCCGUCGGUGAUUGCCAAGAUGCUAGGGUUCUUUCAGGUGAUUAUUAAGAACCCGGUAACUAACACGGAGAUCAAACUCGAUUUGCUACUCAUGGAGAACUUAUUCUACGAUCGGGACGCCACAAGAAUCUUUGACCUGAAGGGUUCGAUGAGAAAUCGAAAGAUUCAGUCGACCGGGGAGCGUAAUGAAGUCCUUCUUGACGAAAAUAUGGUGGAAUAUAUCUAUGAGUCGCCUCUUUUCGCGAGGGAACAUUCAAAAAAGCUCUUGCGCGCAUCCGUGUGGAACGAUACACUAUUCUUGGCCCGCCAGAACGUUAUGGAUUAUUCGCUGAUGAUUGCCGUCGACGAGGGGAAAAAGGAGAUAGUGGUAGGCAUGAUUGACUGCAUCCGAACGUAUACAUGGGACAAGAAACUAGAAACUUGGAUCAAGGACCGCGGCUUCGCAGGUGGCAGCCGGAAUAGACCAACCGUGACCAGCCCAAAAGAAUACAAGUCUAGGUUUAGGGAGGCUAUGGCUAGAUACAUCCUCGAAGCGCCGACUUGUUGGCACCAGCCUAGCGUACCGCUUCCAGUAUCGAGACCCUUACGAGCUGAAGCGAAUAUUGCAAAAAGGGAUGAAGCAGCAGCAACAACAACAACAUCAUCAGCAGAUAUAGGCACAACAUAGCUAUUGCAUGUUAGUACCUGAAGCCCACCACAGGAUAAUAUUUGUAUGGAGCGCAUAUAUAAUCUAAUGGACGAAACGAGUUUACGAGGUGUU
Molecule: messenger RNA, 7811 nt
Organism: Daldinia caldariorum
Lineage: Eukaryota; Fungi; Ascomycota; Sordariomycetes; Xylariales; Hypoxylaceae
Exons: 4
Coding region: 201-7718 (2505 amino acids)
Biological process (GO): phosphatidylinositol phosphate biosynthetic process
Cellular component (GO): fungal-type vacuole membrane; endosome membrane
Molecular function (GO): metal ion binding; ATP binding; 1-phosphatidylinositol-3-phosphate 5-kinase activity
Source: RefSeq, a predicted model, not a curated record